UUUACCUGUAAUUUGAUCAAUCUCGACUCUCUCUGUGUGUGUAGAAGAAAUGGAGGAGAAAAUCAGCUGCGACGGCGGUCACGAAUUCAAGCUGCUGCUCUCAUGUCCUUCUGGCCUAUCUCCUUCACAGGUUUCAGUUGUUUUCAAUGAAGCAUACGACAGGAUUCCCCAUCCCGAUUCUUCUUUGGAGCAGUCCAUUUCCGAGAUAUGGGACGCAAGAGUUCAACAAAGUUCAUCACUUUACAAUGGAACGAAGUUUAGGUAUGGAGGAUACAACUUCAAUGUAGGAAAUGAUCCCAAGCAACAGCCUCAUGUUUCCCUUCAGCUUGGUCUGACAGAUUAUAGGACAUUUGUUGGAACAAAUUUAAGUCCUAUAUGGGAAAGAUAUCUUGUUCAAUCUGAAGAACUGCAUAUAACAUUGCACAGAGCAGAGACUUCAAAUGAUUGCAUACAAUGUCAACACACAUCAAGUCCCCUGGGUAAUGGUGCACUUGUGGAGACUUCUGACAAGAAAAUACUUGUGCUUCAGAGAAGUAAUAAAGUUGGAGAAUUCCCCGGAUAUUUUGUUUUUCCUGGAGGCCAUCCAGAG
Nicotiana tabacum (common tobacco) is the source of this 589-nucleotide messenger RNA. Lineage: Eukaryota; Viridiplantae; Streptophyta; Magnoliopsida; Solanales; Solanaceae. The record is from RefSeq and is a predicted model, not a curated record.